Molecule: messenger RNA, 1667 nt
Organism: Chlamydomonas reinhardtii
Lineage: Eukaryota; Viridiplantae; Chlorophyta; Chlorophyceae; Chlamydomonadales; Chlamydomonadaceae
Exons: 6
Coding region: 290-1234 (314 amino acids)
Source: RefSeq, a predicted model, not a curated record
AAAAAUAAACGUAUGAAUGUACCUAGGGGGCCUGACUAGGCCGAGCCCGCGAUCACCGCUGCUGGCGCGUAGCCCUUCAACUCGACUCUCGAUAGUCCCGAGAGUCAGCACAUUUGACCUAGUGGCUACCACUGUGGCAUCACUCCUUAUCAUCGCUUCCCUUGCGCUGCUCGCCUGGCCCCUAAAGGCUUCCUCAUCGUCACUUUCCCGCGUCGUGCUCCAGCACUCUGCUUCAGUGUCCAGCGAUUCUACUGUGACGCAAGACGGCGUAGCAGGCUCGACGUCAGCCAUGCUAGCAUCGGUGACCCCAGGCGCUGCGGCUGCACCCACGAGCGCAGGCUCCUUCGUUGCAGCCGCACGCCCGCGCAUCAUCCUCUUCGGCGACAGCCUCACGGAGCGCGGGUUUGACCAGCCGGGCGGCUGGGCGGCCUACAUGGCGGCCAACUACACGCGCCGGGCGGACGUGGUGAACCGGGGCAUGUCGGGCUACAACACGCGCUGGGCGGUGCAGGUGCUGCCCUACGUGUUCGGGCAGCCGACCGCAAGCGCCGGCAGCGGCGGCAGUGGUGGCGGUGCUGGUGCUCUGGCGGGUCAGGUGCUGUUCGCCACGCUGUUCUUUGGGGCCAACGAUGCAGCGCGGAAGGAGGGGCCAGAGCACAGCGCGCGGCAGCACGUGCCGGUGGACGAGUACGGCCGGAACCUGCGGGAGAUGGUGUCGUACAUGCGGGCCACGGGCAUCAGCCGCAUCCUGCUGCUCACGCCGCCGCCGGUGUGGGCGCCGGGGCGGCGGAAACACAUGCUCUGGCGUGUGGGCGAGGCGUCCAAGGACUGGCCUCUGGACCGCACGCAGGAGGCCACUCAGCCCUACGCUCGGGCGGCGGCGGAGGCGGCGCAGGAGCUGGGAGUGCCGUGCCUGGACCUCAACACGCUGUUGCAGCAGGAGGAGGACUGGGGUGAGCGGCUGCUGUGCGACGGACUGCACCUCACGCCCACCGGGCAGGAGAAGCUCUGGUCGCUGGUGCGGGAGGCGGUGUGGCGGGAGUGGCCCGAGACAAGGCCCGAGGCGCUGAAGACUCAGUUCCCCGCCUGGGACGCGAUCGACUUCGCAGACAUCGCCUCCAGCUUCCUGCCGCAGGGGGAGCAGCAAGGGCAGGACGGUGCUGCCAAGGAGAAGGCGGGCGGCAAGGCCGCCGCGGCUGCUGCCGCGGGGGUGGCCAACGGCGCCAAGGCGUAGGGUUGUGGGAGGAGGGGCUGCACUCUGUAGGAUUGCAGAGGGAUGGAGGGUGGCCAGGUGGAACAGGCAGUGGGUAGGCAAGAAGUCGACCGCGUGUUAUGGGCCCCGGUGCGGGUCUCCCUAGGCAGGAUGGAAUGUCGGAGUAGCAGCAGGCACGAGCACAUGUCGUGGCGCGCGUGUCGAACUGCGGGGAGUACAGGAACGCUAUUCUUGGUGCUGCUGAGGGAGCGAUGCGGUGAAGGAUGGGGUAUCCUAAACUGGUGUUAGUCGGGGUCACUCGACGUGGGGGUCGUGCGGGAGGCCGUGUGCUGCGAGUGCUGCAACACCCGGCACGUGGACUUGGGCGGGGUGAGCGGUUGAUCCUUUCGACAUAAGUAUAACACGAUAUAGAUGCAGAAUACUGGAACAUGGCUGUCUCGCGUCUCCACAUUUC